AUGUCGAGCAAGGAUCGUCACGUAUUUGAGUCCUUCGGUGGUGGUGGGAGGAAGCUUCUCCAAGCUCCCAUUGGUGGCAUUUCAGUGAGCCAGAUGGUGGUUGUGGAUAAGGAGGGAGAACAAGCAGAACUUGAUGAUGUCGGAGAUGGAAUCGGCCGGACGACCAUUACCGGGAACAGGAGCGUCGUUGAUGGCUCCACCACUUUCAAUUCCUCCACGUUAGCCGUCGUCGCCCCAGGAUUCGUCGCCGUGGGAAUGACGUUCCGGAACACGGCGGGGCCAUCAAAGAUGCAAGCCGUCGCGGUUCGGAACGGCGCCGACAUGUCAGCAUUCUUCAACUGCAGCUUCGAGGGCUACCAGGACACACUCUACGUCCACUCCUUACGCCAAUUCUACCGCGACUGUACUAUCUACGGCACCAUCGACUACAUAUUCGGCAACCGCCGCCGUUGUUUUCCAGAACUGCCGGCUCAUGUCCUCGGCUCCCUCUGCCCAACCAAUUCAACGCCAUAA
Molecule: messenger RNA, 513 nt
Organism: Linum tenue
Lineage: Eukaryota; Viridiplantae; Streptophyta; Magnoliopsida; Malpighiales; Linaceae
Source: the annotation of a GenBank genome assembly